Molecule: messenger RNA, 1242 nt
Organism: Daldinia decipiens
Lineage: Eukaryota; Fungi; Ascomycota; Sordariomycetes; Xylariales; Hypoxylaceae
Exons: 1
Coding region: 1-1242 (413 amino acids)
Source: RefSeq, a predicted model, not a curated record
AUGGUUCAAACGGCCGGCGACAAAGAUGCAUUUCGAAGCACACACUACCUGGGUAUCUUACCAUGGUAUUACUGGUGGCUUCGAACCCAAGUUUACCAACAACCUAUACAGCUAUAUGCUUGUGUUCGGGGGUUUGUUGACGAAUCCGAAGAUAUCCCAUUCAAUGAAAUAAAGUCAAUCUACUUAAAAGUUUCAGAGAUAGUUACCAACAACGCGGCCUUAAGUAUCGACGACAUAGUUCAACAGCUGUCAGAGGUUGGUAGUAUCAUUGUAUCAGAAGACCGGCAACUCAGGUCAGCUACUGACUUGAUUUUCUCGAUUAUCGGCUGGCAAACUAUGCUUUAUCGACCUGAUAUAUUAUCCUGCCCGCCAUCCGAAUUUUGCAUUACAGACGAAAUGAAUGGUCACAGAAGUAGCUGCCAUCUCUGCCUCAAGCAAUUCCGCGUCUGCAAGAGUAAAGGACUCUCCGAGUUUCUUUUAGGGUUCGGUUUAAUGCUCAUUCCGCGAAAUUAUAAUACUCUUGAGGACGCUGAGGAGGCCAAGGCAUUCAAUCGACUAAAGUCUGUUAAAUCUUCAACUUUGAACGCAUAUCUCUUGACAACCAUUGGCGGCAUCACUAUAAGUUGGUCCGACUGCUUGGCUUGUCAUCUAGAACUCGACAAGAAUGCACGCGUUCUAUAUGUAUUUCGCUAUCCAUCGUUCUGUGUGGAAAGCCUUGGCGGCCAAUCGGCAAGAGGUAGCGGUCGAUCUACGAUUCAUUCUUGCACUUCGGACUUCCCUAACAAUAACCACUGGGCAACACCACAGGAUGUGACGGAACUACUCAGAGAGGUCCUUAUUUCCUACAGACUCUUAUUCGGACAAGAACGUAAAUCGCGAAAAGCCUUUCGAAAGUUGCGUCCUUUUGAACACAUACCGAAGAAUAGCCAUGACAGAUUCCUCUUAGAGGUCUGCGGAAAAAAGCGAUUGGAUUUACUGUCAGGGGUUAAAGAGCGUGAUAGUUAUGAACUAGCACGAGAUUUUCCACAUCUGAGAGCACAGCUCGUCGCUCUAAGUAUGUAUCUAGACGAUAGGAAGCCUCGGUCCUGGAAAGAGUUAUGGUUAGACACUCGCGAUUCAGCAUCAUGGUUGACAUUUUGGGCAGUCAUUAUUAUUGGUGGACUAGGUUUGAUCCUCGCGUUUCUUCAGGUUGUACUUCAAAUUACACAGCUAGCAAUAGAUCUGCGGCAAGCUGGCUCGUGA